AUGAACGACAACGACAGCACGCCGGCAACCAUACCGAACAGUCCGUCGAGGACACCCCCGAAGAGUCCCAGCGAGUUUGGAAGCGAAUCGAACUCGGACGAGAUCCGCAGCGCGUUCGUGCCCAUCAGAUUGAACACCCUGCCGCCCACCACGUCGGUGAUCACCGCGUCCUCCUCGUCACCGGAGAGAAUCGUGCCGAAAAAACCCGUCGAGGGCACGAGGAACAAAUUGAAGAUGCCAGUGUCGCCGAACAGAACUCCAUCGCCGACCAAGAUCUCGUCGCCGCUGCCGGCCAAAGCGGUUUGGAGGCCUUAUUAAAACGACAGGGUGAGGAGCGCUCGGUGAAACGAGGAUACAAUUCUCGCUGGAAGGCUAGUGAUUUCUUAGACGUUGUCGGUGGAUUGUAUAGUCUCCGUGUCCGGUGGAGAGGUUGGCCGACGUUAAACGGAGGCAACAGAGGACGAGUUCUCUUCGUUGAUUUCGUCCGUGUCGUUUCAAUGGCAGGAAUGAACGACAACGACAGGUCGUUCUCGGUUUUACGAGGACGAUUUCUAAACCAUGGUUACCUGAUACGAUUUCGUACAGUAACUUCGCGACGAUCGAUCGUUCGCUGGUCAUGUUCGAUCGCUCGAUCCGUGUGUACAUUCGCGUACGGUUAAUUAUUGUAAAUAUAGAUGGACAGUUUGUAUAUAUACGUGUAGAUAGUUCGUGGACAAUAAUAUAGAGAAGAAAGAUAUUAUAUGUACACUUCGUUGUGUAUAGGAACGAGUGUGUGUGCGUGUGCGUAUGUUCGAGUAAAGAGAGAUUAAAAGACAGAGAUAUUGAUAUUAUUUAUAAGCCAGAGAUCUAAUUUAAUGUAUAAACACAGAUGUUAUUAUAUAGAUACGCAACGAGACGAAUA
Messenger RNA from Megachile rotundata (alfalfa leafcutting bee), 901 nucleotides. RefSeq lists its product as uncharacterized. The record is from RefSeq and is a predicted model, not a curated record. NCBI's taxonomy places the organism in Eukaryota, Metazoa, Arthropoda, Insecta, Hymenoptera, Megachilidae.